Molecule: messenger RNA, 7149 nt
Organism: Zerene cesonia (dogface butterfly)
Lineage: Eukaryota; Metazoa; Arthropoda; Insecta; Lepidoptera; Pieridae
Gene: Pten
Product: phosphatidylinositol 3,4,5-trisphosphate 3-phosphatase and dual-specificity protein phosphatase PTEN
Exons: 11
Coding region: 427-1758 (443 amino acids)
Biological process (GO): protein dephosphorylation; negative regulation of cell population proliferation; phosphatidylinositol 3-kinase/protein kinase B signal transduction
Cellular component (GO): plasma membrane; cytosol; cell projection
Molecular function (GO): phosphatidylinositol-3,4,5-trisphosphate 3-phosphatase activity; protein tyrosine phosphatase activity
Source: RefSeq, a predicted model, not a curated record
AGAGAGCUAGCUAGCCAGUAGCCACUGCUAGAAAUUAAGGUUGUGUUUUAUCUCUCUCCAACUGACGCGAUCGCUUCGGGAGCGAAUGAGAGAGCGUUUAGACUUUCAGCCAUCAAUUCAUAACCAUCUUUCUUUCUUGUGCAACUGUUUCUCGUCGGUCGUGCUCUAGGAUCUAGUGUGAACGCAGGAUGGACGCCAUUCGUGCGAGAUAAAUUCAGGUAUCGCUCGCGUAGCGACAGUGCGUGCGAACAGUGGCGGGCGUGUAUGCUAUAUGUGUGAGUGGUGCGUUCUUGUGGCCUCGGUGCAGUGUGGAGUGACGGGCUGACGGCUGCUGGACCGGCGAGGCUGUGCAGAGCGCGCGGGAGGCAUGGCGGACGCGAGCUGAUCCCGCGGGUGCAGUGCUCGCUCGCGCUCCGCGGAGGGUUUAUGGGUAUAUGUGUGAGCUGCCGGCGCCGUGAGCGAAAGGCUCCGGAGAAGCGUUGGGGCGCGGCAGGCUCCGCGAAGGGCGCGGCGGCAGAGUUGCUACCGCGGUGCAUCAACCUGCGAGCCAUGGCAAACUCUAUCUCCAAUAUCAAAAUGACAAACCCUAUCAAAAACAUGGUGAGCAGGCGCCGAAAACGAUACGUGAAAGACGGCUUCAACUUGGACUUAGCAUAUAUAACGGAUCGGUUAAUAGCAAUGGGGUUUCCCGCGGAGAAGCUUGAGGGCGUGUACAGGAACCACAUAGACGAGGUGUAUCGAUUCUUGGAGCAGAUGCACAAGGACCACUACAAGAUAUACAACCUGUGCUCCGAGCGCUCGUACGACGUGACGAAGUUUCAUCAGAGGGUGGUAAGGUACGCGUUCGAAGACCACACGCCGCCGAACAUCGAGCUGAUACAGCCGUUCUGCGAGGAUGUCCACUCUUGGCUCAACGCCGACUCGAGGAACGUAGCAGCAGUGCACUGCAAGGCGGGCAAGGGGAGGACAGGCACAAUGGUAUGCUGUUACUUAUUGUACAGCGGGCAGAAGGCGACGGCCGACGAGGCGCUCAAAUUCUACGGCACUAAGAGGACACACGACGAGAAAGGCGUAACGAUCCCGUCGCAGCGGCGCUACGUGGAGUACUUCGCGGCGCUGGUGCGCUCCGGGCUGCGCUACAGCGCCAGCAAGGUGCACAUCCGCGAGGUGCUCAUGUCGCCGCCGCCCGCGCUCACCGCGCACUGCACGCUCGAGAUCACCGUGGCGCAGGCCGAGCCCAGCUUCAAGACGAUGCUGGGCGCGCACGAGGCGCGGCGCGGCGGGCGCGCGGUGCGCGUGAGCCCGCAGUCGUGCACGCCGCUGUGCGGGGACGUGCGCCUCGACGUGUACGCCAAGCAGAAGAUGAUGAUGCGCAAGGAGCGCCUCUUCCACCUCUGGUUCAACACGUUUUUCGUCACCGCCUGUGUGGGGUCGCAGCCGGUGCCGUCACCGCACGACAGUCCAAAUCUAGAAACGUUCAAGCUAACGCUAAACAAAUGGGAGCUGGAUGACGCGCACAAGGAUAAGCAGCAUAAAUUGUACAGUGCAGAUUUUAAGGUGGAGAUAAUAAUUCAGAAGCAGCCGGAGAGCUCCAAGUUCAGCGGGCACUGCUCGCGGCCCUCCUCGCCGCCCUCCUCCACCGCCUCCUCCUGCUCCGAGCCCGACACCGAGCCCGACGCGCACUGGGACUCCGGCGCGGCGUGCGAGCGCGUGGGCCGCUACCGGCCGCUGUCGCCGCUCUGCGACACAAACACGUGAAUCUACGUACUUGUGAGGGUGGCACCUUGGCUCAGUUAACCCCUCCUUUACUAAACGACAAUGAACUCUAACACGGUGCGGUAAAGACCAUUUUUCUAGUGACGUUGAAAAACAUUUAGUGUUCUAUGUGUGUCUAUGUGUAGAUAUGUGGUAUUUGCCAUUAUGCGGGUUGUGCCAUGCCCCGAACUGAUGUGAUAAAGCUGAGUAAUUUUAAGCACUGUUUCAGCAUGAUAAUGUUACGCGAACGAUUAGUUUUGUGGAUCAUUUGAUAAAUAAUUGCUGUCUCUGUUCUUCUCUCUUUUACGAAUGUUUGUUGUAAUUAGGUCUGUAUAUGGGCUAUAUUCCUUUGCCAUUUUUGACAACGUUCUUUUUUAUUAAAAAAAAAAAACACAUUCCGUCAUUGAAAUAUCAUUGGGGCGGUUAUUUAAAAAGUGAUCUGUAUUGAACUAAUCGGGAUGCAUGUCAAACAUGUGGCCACGCGCUCGUGUGUGUGACUACGUGAUCGUGUGUUUGACCACCAAAUUGGAUGUGUGACCACGUGAUCGCAUGUUACAUUCAUUGAGAUUAGGAAAUACAAAAUUUAACUUAUCAUUUUGUUAAAUUUCAUUAACUUUUCUUUGGCAUUUGUUUAAUUAGUUUUGUAUUCAGUGUGGAUUUUUAGUAUUAUUUUAAAUUCGUGAAACAGUUUAUUUCUACAUCAUCCUGUCCUUAAUUGUUUUGUAUCACACGGUCACACACGAUCACACGGUCACGUGUGCGAUCACGCCGUCACGGGCGCGACCGCGUGGCCAAAGUGUCACGAUGAACGCGUAUUCUUUCCUUACGACUGAUAAGUACAGAGUGGUUUUCUAAUUUUCUAUUUCCCUUGAGUUCCCUGGGAGUCUCAUUUGAGUUGAUGUUUACCUGCAUUUCGAGCAAAUCGACACAUUUUUUUAUAAAUAUAUGAAUUAAAUAAUUAUGGUCCAAUGCCAUAAAAUUUAUAACUACAAACAGCGGUUCCAAUGAUUUAAAAUUCCAUAAAAUAUGAAAACUUGAAUGAUAAUUGUAAAUGAUCCAACUUUAUUAAAAACCAAGUAACGAUAUCUAUCUCAAUUGCACACAAAUACUGGAGCGAAAAGAUAGCUUCCAUUUCGCAUCUUUCUCGCUCUAACGAAAGAUGGUUCUGAAUGUCAGAAAGGGAUGGCAGCAAGUGCAAAGUGUAUGCCAAGGCUUAGGUAUUCAAAAAAAUAUAUUUGCCACAAAAAUAUCAGAGGUAGAUUCAAAAUCACAAUUGGGACUGCAGUUUUAUUCCAAUACAUUAUUAAAUCAAUUAAAUGAAAAUAAUUAUUAUGAUUACUUAAAUAAAUAUGACGGUAUGAGAAAAAAUUUAAUCGCAUGUUUGAGUACAAAAACUUUUUAAAUAAAUUAUAAUAAUUAGCGAAAGUAAUUAGUUCUGUUUUUAAUUUUUUUUUAUAUAUUUCGAUUCGAAAUUCUUUGUUUCCUCAUUAACUUAGAUUUUUAGAUAAAUCUUUUAUAUUUUAUUAAUAAUUUUAUUGAAAUAUUAUGCCGUGAAGGUAAGGCAGAUUUCCCCACCAUACGGAUCCCUAGUGUACUAUGAAUACUUUAAAAUAAUUAUGUUUCUCGAGCAAUAAUGAUAUCACCAUUUCAGUACAACUGUAGAAAUAUUAUUUUGAAUUAAUUUAACAUAAAAACAUGAUCUUUUGUUUUCAGUGUAAAUUCCUUAAUUCCCAUACGUUUCAAAAUCUUUAAAAACAAUGUUUUUUUUUCACAUCUUUUUAAAUAAUAUACUUAAUCGGUAUUCAGUAUUCAUGGUACACAAACAGGGGUCUCAUUGACUUAGUCUCGUAAAGGACAGUAGAUUUUUCGUUUAGGUUCAAAGAUCUCAGUAACUGCCAUCGAAUUUAGGCAAUCGUUGGCCAUUGUGUAAUUUGAAUCGAUAUUCUAUAUAUUUUUUAUAUAUACAGAUUAAAAAUAUGUCUCUACUAAGUCGUGGUAUAUAAAAUUUCACAAAACUCACAUCGGCUUUUUUAUUAUUAAUUCAAAUUUCACAAUGGCCACAUUUAUUGAUUAACAAAAGGAACUUUAGGUGGCUUAGUUUCUAUAUUUCUACAAAUCAAUUUUUUAUACUUAUCACCCUUUAAAAUUAAUCAAAUUAUCGCAUUAGAUACUAACGUGUCUAUUUAAAUAUCAAUUGCUGGUUUAAACAAUAAAAACUAUGAAACAGAGCUUGCAAGGAGUAUAUUUAAGUUUGAUUAAAGGCAAAUAAAGAUGCAUUAUAAUGCUUUAAGAAAAUCUUAAAUUAACUUACUUACUUAUCUUAAUAUCGUGGCAUUUGGACUAAGGGACGAUAUGAAAGGUCCUAUGUUUACUACGAAACACUUAAAUGACAAUAAAGUGAAGAUUUCAUUACGUUAAUGUGCUUUACUUUAAGAAAAUCUCAUUGCUUUAGAACCAUUGAAUUAACGAACAAAUACAACCAAUUCAUAAUAAUUUAGGUUUCUUUUGCGGUAUUGAAGUGCUUGUAUAAAAAUAUCACUUAAGAUUAAGGUCAACUACACUUUGUACCUUUUAAAGUCUUAAGUUUCAAUUUUAUCUGAAUAUCAAUUGUCUUAAAUGAACUCGUUGCAAGCUCUCAAUACUUAAAUGUUCUAAAUUAACAUAAUGCCUUUUUAUUGUUGACCCGACUAUUCACCUGUUUGGUUUUCGGAAACAAUGCUAGGAACUAGGUGGCGAUUGUUCAUUUCCUGGCUUCUUCCUUAUCUGUGCCAUAGACUGUUCUGUCUAUGGCUUUUUCUUUUUUAUCUGUGGAUUCCAUAUCGUUCCCGCGGUUUUUUAAAAAUCUCGAGAAUCGUAUGCGACGUCCGUACCUCUCGCGUUGGAGCUAUUCUAAGUUUUACUAUUUAUAUUAACACGUUGACAUACAUACCAAAUGGUAUUUUAUUUUGUAUAUGGUGUAAUUCUUUUAUAAUUUUAUACUUGUGUGCCGUGUGGAAUAUGUUUGAUGGAGAUUUAUUCAGAGGCUACGUCGUACCUCGGCUUAAGUUAAACCUUUGUUCCUAGCAUAUAUAGAUAUUAUAAUUUCUGAAAGUUUGAGAGCCAAAAUUGAAUGUUUCGUUACAGCUAGGGAUAUAAAGAUUUAACUGAUCUUGCAUGUUAUUUGUUUUGCAAAUCUGUUCGUUAUUUGAAGCCUUAAUUUUCCUAAGUCGUGAAUUUUCGUCAAAUAAACUACAUAUAUAACUGUUUGAUAUUGAAUACAAACAAAAUGUUGGAAAAAAAAAAAUCUAUUUCGGCCUUAUAAAAGAAACGUGAAAUGGGUGAACAUUGCGGAAAUGAAUGUGCGUGUAAAAUAAUUUCGGAUAAAUACAAGUUUAUAUGAAAUCUUGCCUACUCUUUCGGUAAGCACCUGUUGUGGCAAUCAUUGUAUUAUGAAAGAAUGUAACGCAUCAUUCACCCGACACCCGCUUAACCGAAGGCGUGAAUAUUUCUAUCGCACGCCAUUGUGCGCGUGCGACAGAGACAGCGACCGCACAACUCCAAUGGAGUUGCAAUUUUUGAAAAAUGGCAGGCCCAUGUGUGUAGCCGUUCUUGUUUCUAUGACGUUUAGGAUUGCGUAAGAUGGAUUUAUCCGGGAUAGAUAACGUAUAUGCCUUAAAAGUGACCUAUUGUGUUUGUGUUUUAUUUCAUAGGUUAUUUUAGGUUCAAAAAAAAAAUUGUCUUGAUUCGAUCGCGUUCGAAAUUUGACAUUUGGACAAUGAGUUAAAAUUUGUAUGUUGGUAUGCUGAGUCGUCUCUUUGGAGUGCGGUUAGCGGUAAGUUAGACAAUAAGGUAGGUAGGUUAGGAACGUCAUAGAACCAUCUGAACAUGGAUUGCAGUGUUGCUAUGUUAUAGGGGCGAACGACUAAUGUACUUUCAAAAUUAUAAAUUGAUUUAUAUUGAUUAGUAUUAUCAUCACAAAAAAUGUAUGGAAGAAAUUGUUAUUUGUAAUGGUUCGCCCCUUCGGGAUAAGUUAUAUUAAGAUUGUUUGGGCUCGUGCUGUCCCAUUCACGAAUGCUUCCAGUAUGAAAAAAAAUAUAUUUUUUAGGUUUCAUGAAUUUGUAACAAUAUUUCUGAUUAAUUAGUUUUUAAUUUAAUUUUUAAAACGCUUUUCACAUGAACCCGCGCGCCAUUUUGUUUUCGAAUCAUUUGUAAAUAUAGAAUAAAUCCAAAUUACAUCGCGCCGGAGUGAUUUGUCGAAUAUUUUUUUUAAUAUAAAAAAAAAAAUCAGCGAAUUUGAAUCUAUUUGGCGUCCGUAUUUUUACGCGUUUAUCAAGUACAAAUUUAGGUGUUUUAAGUUUGAUUCGUACUAAGGUUAUUUCUGUAUGAGUUUUUUUUACGGCCACCUUUAGUUGAAUCCCCAUUCCACUUAAAUUUGGUUCGCUCCUUCCCCCUUUUCCUUCAUCAAAGGUUUAGCUUUAAAGAUUGUUGUUUGCCUUAUAAGAAAAAUGUGAUCUUAUGACGAUUAUACUAGAAGGGUGUCGCAGUGGACGCGAUCGCACCUUUUUGCUGGUCAGUGUUCACUCAUUUGUGUGUGUUGAGUUUUGCGUCUCUGCAUUUGACGAAGCAUUUCUACUCCAGCAACAAAGCAUAAUUAUCGGUUGUUUAACACGACAUUUGCACACGUUUCAUGAUAUAAAAUGUGUGUAAAAGUAGUGUAAAACAACUGCUUUUGCUUCACUUCAACACUUAAGGCUUCGGAAUGCUAUCGUCAAGUGAAGAGCCUGAUAUGAACGCCACGUGUUUGGUUUAGAUCCGCGCAAAUGGCGGGCGGUCGCGUCACUGAAUGAAAGAAUAUGCCUUGUAUAAUGAUAACAAAAUGAAUUAUGUAAUGUAAGACUUGACAAUGGGCCGUGUUACUGUAGCAUCAGUGGAGUGUCAAUUGGAUACAGUUGUCGCGAAGUGAGCGCUGCCUGUGGACAUUUUUAAACGAAUUUUCAUAGUUUUUGGCGUGUUUUUAACGAUUAAAGUAAGAAGUGAAAUAACGUAAGCGCAACAAGGUUUUUAUCAGCAAAUUGAUUUCAUUAGGUGGUAAGGACUGUCUCCUCUGACAAUAUUGGCUUGUAUACUUUUGUAAACUUUUAAAGUUAGCGUUUCGUAACUGUUUACAUAUUUCUAGCGGUCUAACCACGGGCAAGGCUCACUCGCGACGUUUAAUUUUUUAUGAAUCGUAAGAAGUUCUUAGUUCCACAAUAAUUAAAAUAAUAAAAGAAUAUGUAAAUUUUUCUUAUCUUAGUAAGUAAAAGAUCUCAUAUAUCAUAUUUUUUGUUUUGUCUUUUUUAUAUUUUGAUGAACUUCAGAAUAGUCGAGUUGAUUUAAAGACAACCUAUGUAAAAUAAAAUAUAUUGAUGUAUAUAA